Molecule: messenger RNA, 1575 nt
Organism: Cyprinodon variegatus (sheepshead minnow)
Lineage: Eukaryota; Metazoa; Chordata; Actinopteri; Cyprinodontiformes; Cyprinodontidae
Gene: scamp5a
Product: secretory carrier-associated membrane protein 5-like
Exons: 4
Coding region: 270-614 (114 amino acids)
Biological process (GO): protein transport
Cellular component (GO): trans-Golgi network membrane; recycling endosome membrane
Source: RefSeq, a predicted model, not a curated record
CUUGUCACGUGACCGCCCCUGACUCCCAGCUCCAUCAUUUAGAGGAAAAACGACACAAAGAUAAAUCUGUGUUUCUGAGCAGCUUUAUAUAUAAUUUCAUCUUUUCAUCGGUGGAUGUUAGCAGAGCGGAAAUCAUAGGAUGAAAUUAAACCAAACAGGAUUAUAGCAUCAUUCCCGGAUUGCAAACAGGAGUUUUCAGUUUUGAACGCAGCUCCGAUUGAAGUUUCUGCACCUGUUUGGAAGGUGGAGGCAAACACUGACCAGUGAUCAUGGCAGAAAACAACUUCCCUCCCCUGCCUAGAUUCAUCCCCCUAAAGCCAUGUUUUUACCAGGACUUCAAUGAAAUUCCAGACCAUCAGCGCACCAUGUGCAAGAGGCUCUACUACCUCUGGAUCUGUGAGACGAUCAUCUCAUUCUCCUUCCAGGUGCAUAAUUUCUACCGUGGCAGCGGCGGCAGUCUGGGUAAGGCCCAGGAGGAGUGGACCACGGGGGCCUGGAAGAACCCACACGUCCAGCAGGCGGCUCAGCAGGCGGCCAUGGGCGCCGCACAGGGAGCGAUGCAGCAGAACCAGUACUCAGCGGCUCCCACCUACAAUUAUGACGACCCGAUGUAGGACAGGCGGGCGAGCGGAGAGAGAGAGAGAGCUAAAAAGGGAUCAAUUAAGAAUUAGGUGCCCUUCAUUUCAAUGCAGGACAAACUCAUUUCAGAUAGAAAAUAAAUGAAGGAAAAUGUACUUUUAAACCAGUUAAAUACUUUAGAAAGUUCACUUUUAGAUUAACGACUUGCUGGUAUUGUUUUAGCGAUUGAGCCAGUCUUAAAGAAAUGCCCCCUCUGCUCAGCAGAACUCACACAUUAAUAUUUCCCAACUUAUUUUGAAUCUUCUCUGUGUUUCUAGUGGGAGUAAGAGCUAAACCUACUUAAAGGUUGAUUAAAGGCACACAAAAACUUUGAAUUUAUUUCUGUUAAUACUCACAGAUUAGCCACCAGGCCAUAUUAAAACAUUAAAAAUAAGUUGUUAGAAUGAGAUAGAUGUAAAUUUAUUCAUUAUCUAGUCAAAAAUGUAUCUGAUUCUCAUUUGAUGCAACAAAAUCAGACCUAAUUCUGUUUGUUGGAUCUUUAUUAAUUCCUUUAGAGGUGAUUUUUAUUUACCUCCAAGGUUUUAAAGCAGUAGCUUCUCUUUCAUGUUGCUAUGCUAGCCAUAGCAUCACAUCCUAGCCUGUCAUAUAGUAUGAUAACGAUGAAGCUGCUCUUCAGCCAUAAGAACUUUUUUACGUCAACGACUGAAACAUUCAGAUCGUUAAACGUUCGGAUAGAAGUCUCUCAGCAAUCUUGGUAAAGAUGCGUUAAAAAAAAGGAACAGAUGGAUCCGUCAGUGCAGCAGCAGAAUCUCACUGCAAACAUUUGGUUCCUGGAAACGAGAACAAGAAUUAUUUUGAUUAGGAUUUGGAUUCAUUGCAUAAAUACCCUAAUAAUCAUUUUAUGGUGGCAUGCAAGAAAAUAAUUCUGCUUUAUGUUUUCAGUAAACAAGCUGCAAGAUCUGCUAAAUCCGAGCUGAGGAAAGGAGGAGAUUAUUU